Molecule: messenger RNA, 1543 nt
Organism: Drosophila arizonae
Lineage: Eukaryota; Metazoa; Arthropoda; Insecta; Diptera; Drosophilidae
Cellular component (GO): nucleus
Source: RefSeq, a predicted model, not a curated record
ACAUUCACACACAACGCACAUCAAGAAAUUUGGAUUUUAUUCAAACAAAUUUUGUAAGGUUCACUUUAAAAAGGAUCAUAAACUAUGUCUCUGGUUGCAUACGCGGCAAGCAGUGAUGAGGAAUCAGAUAAUGAUGAGGACUCUACGUCUAUGCAAGUACAACUAAUAAAGCCAAGCGUUGCGACACAGAAUGGAGCUCCAGAAGUAAAGGCAACUGUGAGCAAUGGACAUAUUAGUGAUGACGACGACGAUGACUAUAUACCUCAAGAAGUGUCCUUACAGGAGUUGAAAGCGAACACUACGGGUCGGCUACAUCUUAGCCUGCCUAAGCCAAAAGCAGCUGCUGGCCCAAAUCCGCAACAGGAAAAGGUGGAUGAUCAAGUGACGCAGGCCUUUGCCAAGCUGCCAAUGCCAAGGGCUGCAGCAAAGGUUACCGCCAUUAUAGAAGAAGUGGACGAUGAGUUCUUGCACAAAAAGGCUGUUCCUGCAGGUAGCGAAGCAUUGGAAAAACCACCGCCAGCUGUUGCCAGGGAACGCGUUAAGAUUAGUAUACCAUCUCUCAGAGACUAUGCCGAUGUGGACAAGGAAAUGGCAGAGAAGCUGAAGAACAAACAACCACAACUCAAGUCUACAAAAGGUUGCGGCUUGCUGAGCAUUUUACCACAAGCUAAAUCUGAGCGGGAUUUCGCCAGAAAAACAGAGUCCGUGGCAGCGAAGCCAGCAAGUAAAGACGAGCCUGCUCCACAGCCGAGCAAGAAUAUUCCAAGAGUCAGUGCCUCAUCAGCUUUCGUACCAGAUACUGUUAAACAAAGACGCGCUGCUCACAAUACCGAAGGCGUCGAUGGACUUAAAGCCCCGUCUGCAAAGCCAUCCAAGUCUUCCAAGCCAGCUGUCUCGCUGGUGAGCGUCAGUGACAGCGAGGAUGAGGAGGAGGUAGCCAAUUCUGGUGACUUUUUCUCACUGAACAGCGAAGAGCAACUGCCAGAGGUGAGCAGCAACGAGAUUAGCGCCUUGGUGGCCAAGCGAGCAGCCAAAAUGAAAGAAGCUAGCGUUAAGUAUUUGACGGAGGUGGAAGAACGCAAGGCAAUUGAGGAGGAGGCGAUGCAGGUGGAAUCAGAGCAGUUGCAACAUGCUAAGAAACGCUACCAUCAGCAAUUGAAUGCUGAGGCCAUGGACGCACUGGUGGGCAAGAAUGCUAAGAGGCGACGUAAGGAGGUGAAGGAAAUGCAAGUGAUUGACAUAGUCGGCGAUCAAGUGAUGCCGGAUCGUGAGGAAUGGAUGCGUACAGCUCUGGCCUCGGCCACCACAUACCAGCCAACGGGUGUGCUGACAGACGAGGAGCCAGUGGCGGGCACAAGACGUAAACAUCAAAUCACAUACCUGGCACACAAGGCGAAGGCGAACGAAGCUGAACUGCAGGCCAUGUGGUCGGCCAAUAGGCAGACACGUCGAGCCACACAAAGCAAAUACGGAUUUUAAUGAACUCGCUUUGCAUUUCUGGAUUUCAUUUCUUUUUAAUAUGAAUUACAAUUAGACUUAAUAU